This is a messenger RNA of Parathielavia appendiculata, 954 nucleotides long. RefSeq lists its product as uncharacterized. The transcript is spliced from 2 exons. The coding region runs from base 161 to 682 and encodes 173 amino acids. NCBI's taxonomy places the organism in Eukaryota, Fungi, Ascomycota, Sordariomycetes, Sordariales, Chaetomiaceae. The record is from RefSeq and is a predicted model, not a curated record.
ACCAUCACCACCUGCAAAACAUCGCUAGCCUCCUCGGUGCCGCAUCCAAAUCGUAACGGUCACGGGAGCUGGCAUCAGUACAAGCGCAGGAAUUCCUGUAAGUGUAAGGGCCUCUUCCCAUGUAUGUCUUCUCACCAGACUUAGGAUUUUCGAUCGAAGAAUGACAUUUAUCCACCAAGUUGUCGUGAUAAUUUCCGUUCGUCGGCACUCUUCGACCCGAGGAGAAGGCUUCCCUUUUACAGCCGCAUCGCCCACAUGCGCCGGGCCGUUAAGGACGCCAACCCGACAAGAACACACGGUUUCAUCCGUGGUUUGCGCGAUUUUGGCAAGUUGGUUCGGGUCUACACCCAGAACAUCGAUUGCCUUGAAGCCAAGGUUGGCCUCUCGACCGAUGUGCGAAAGGGCGCGGGAUAUCGAGAUCGUUUCCCCAAAACGUCCAGGCGGAAACGCAUUCACGGAGUCGGCUAUAAACGACGAGGUCAAGACGAUAGCCGAGGCGUCGAAUGUGUUCUUCUCCACAGAUCUCUCGAUCGUCUUCGAUGUUCUAACUGUCCGGGCACUUUCGGCUGGUACGAGGUUGGCCGAGAGUUGGAGACUCCUUCGGGCCCGGAGAUUCCUUGCCCAGGCUGCACUAAGUUCUCCGACGACAGACAGGCAAAAGGGAAACGCGCAACUACAAUAGAAAUUGCUAGAAGAGUGACCUUGUAGAUGAUUAGAAAUCUCGGUAGAGCUGGAUGACGUGUAGGAUGACGAUACGACAUGAUCAUCAGUAGGGAGCAGCUGUCCAAAUUGCAUGUAGGUACACAGAGUCAAGCACAUCUUCUAACGUGGGGAAGAUGAAACAUACUAGACCGGUACCUGGUCCGAGCCCGGCCAAAGGGCUCCUCGUAACUAAAUCGGCGUAUGUGAUUGAGAUCAUAGAAGGCAAAUCGCAGAGUGCUAAAGAGCAAUGAG